CGCUUAUAGAACUUCAGCAAAAAUCGCAAUUACUUUAUUUAUUUUUCAAUUCCAUAUUAAAUAAUUAAAUAAACCAUUUUAAGCAGCUUAAAUAUACACAAAAAGUAUUCUAAAGUGUCAUAAAAAAUAUAGUGAUAUACAUCAAUACAGACUUGUCCAAAUAAAAUUUAAAUAAGAAAAUAUGAGCAAGCAAGAUCCACCAUCUUAUGGCUUCGUUCCACCACCACAAGCUCCUCCUAGCUAUUUUCAAGCAGUAAAUGGAGUAAAUGCCGCAGCACCACUUACACCACAACAGCCUAUCUUAACAGCACAGCAUAUUGUGACGACUAUUGUCCCUUUAGGACCACAUUCUACUCAUACAGUAUGUCCAUCAUGCGGAUCUGAAAUUAAUACCAAAACAACAACGCAGCCUGGAUUAAUGGCUUAUAUUUCAGGAUUUAUAAUUGCUUUGUGUGGAUGCUGGUUGGGUUGCUGUCUAAUUCCAUGUUGUAUUGAUGAGUGCAUGGAUGUACAUCACAAAUGUCCAGCAUGUGGAACAUAUCUCGGUCGUCAUAGACGUUAAAUACAAAGAAUCUCAGUUUUUCGAUGUGUUUUUUGAUAAAUACCGUGUAGCUUUUCUGUAUGUCUGAUGUCUACAUUUACUCUGCUAAUCUCCAACCUUUU
Chironomus riparius is the source of this 663-nucleotide messenger RNA. The record is from the annotation of a GenBank genome assembly. NCBI's taxonomy places the organism in Eukaryota, Metazoa, Arthropoda, Insecta, Diptera, Chironomidae.